CUAGAACCAACCUAACCACCAUGACUCACAAAAGACAAGCUGAACCCAACCCAACAAACCCCACUACACCCGGUGAUCACCACCCAUCCCAAGUACUCCAUACUCGUACAUAUGUACCUAACCUCCAUCCAUCCCCUCAUCCCCUAAGUACCCAGCAUAUGACCUCCCCUGCCAAUAACAUACCACCCGAAACCCCCUCCUGUACGGUCAUCCAGAAUUCCAAAGCAUCUAACUGGCCGAAAAAGACAACUAAAGUAGUAAGUACUUACUCAACCUGCAUAUGAGAUGGAAAUAAGUGGGUGGAUCUACACCCUCUCAUCUCACUCACAUCAUGCUAUCCAUCCCAUGUGCUCAUCAGCUGAACAUCCAUCCAUCGUCCUAGUCUAUAUACGAACUAAUAUGGAGUAUACUCCGUACAUACUUACCUAGACAGGACAUGCAGUCCGAAAUGGAUAUCUAAUACUCUAUCGUGAUUGACUGCUUCACUCACCGAUUCAGGGGGGGCGCUGGGCUCGGCAUUCGGGUUUGUUGCUUUUUGUCGGACUUCUUGUGCCUUGCUUACUCUUGCUUGUUUCACUAUUGGAGAUGGUGUGAUUGGUAGGUAUCGAGGAAGUGGAUUGGAAAUGGGGGUGAAUUCGUAUUUUGCGACUUGCUUGCUAGCUUCUCUGCUUAUUUGCGUGGAAUUUGAUUGGAGGGUUACGGGUACCUGGUGAGGGGUUUUUUGUUGGGCAGGAUAUAGAAUUGAGGAGAAUGGGGUAGUACCUAAUAGUAAUGUGGUUACCUGAUGGGGAGUGGGUUUGCGAGAGGUAGUGGUGUAGAUGAU
Messenger RNA from Aspergillus welwitschiae, 823 nucleotides. RefSeq lists its product as uncharacterized. The transcript has a single exon. Lineage: Eukaryota; Fungi; Ascomycota; Eurotiomycetes; Eurotiales; Aspergillaceae. The record is from RefSeq and is a predicted model, not a curated record. Bases 21 to 284 code for a protein of 87 amino acids.